AACCAAACUAAACGCCAUAGCAUGGAACGAGUGAGUGAGUGAGUGAGUGAGUGAGUGAGGGUCCUCCUAUGAUAAUAUUUUUCUUCUUUUUUUUGCAAUUAUUAUUUGCUUCUAUUAAUCUCCCCAGUAAUUAUUUAUACCCCUUUUUUUUUCACGCUGGGUGUGUUUGUUACCGAUUGAAAACUUUGAAGAGUGAUUUCAGAGGAAGAGUCUAGAAGGUCUUGUGAGCAUUCAUUCGUUCUACUUCAACCUAAGCAACACAACAGUGAGAGAGAGAGAGAGAGAGAGAGAGAGAGAGAGAUGGGUAGAGGAAGGUGCUUCUUGGACAUUAGCAUAGGGCAAGAGCUCGAAGGGAGAAUAGUGGUGGAGCUUUAUGAUGAUGUUGUUCCCAAAACUGCUGAGAAUUUCAGAGCUCUAUGCACUGGUGAGAAAGGCAUUGGUCCAAAUACUGGGGUGCCCCUUCAUUUCAAGGGAUCUUGCUUUCAUCGUGUUAUUAAAGGCUUCAUGAUUCAAGGAGGUGAUAUAUCUGCUGGAGAUGGUACUGGAGGAGAAUCUAUAUACGGACUUAAGUUUGAAGAUGAAAAUUUCGAGUUGAAGCAUGAAAGGAAAGGGAUGUUAUCAAUGGCAAACUCUGGUCCUAAUACAAAUGGGUCUCAGUUUUUUAUCAGCACUACCCGAACUUCUCACCUAGAUGGUAAGCAUGUUGUAUUUGGGAAAGUAGUUAAAGGAAUGGGAGUGGUCCGAUCAGUUGAGCAUGUUGCGACUGGAGACGAUGAUCGUCCCACUCUUGAUGUUAAAGUUGUGGACUGUGGAGAAAUUCCUGAAGGAGAAGAUGAUGGGAUAUCUAACUUUUUCAAAGAUGGAGACACCUAUCCUGAUUGGCCAGCAGACCUUGAUGAGAGCCCUAAUGAACUUGAGUGGUGGAUGAAAUCUGUUGACUCGAUUAAAGCUUUUGGCAAUGAGUAUUACAGGAAACAAGACUAUAAAAUGGCUCUAAGGAAGUAUCGGAAGGCUUUACGCUACCUGGAUAUUUGUUGGGAGAAGGAAGGCAUUGAUGAAGAGAUAAGUUCAAGUUUGAGAAAAACGAAGUCCCAGAUUUUUACAAACAGCUCUGCUUCUAAAUUGAAAUUAGGGGAUAUUAAAGGAGCAUUACUGGAUACAGAAUUUGCAAUGCGUGAGGGAGAUGACAAUGCUAAAGCUUUGUUCCGCCAAGGACAGGCAUACAUGGCACUCCAUGACAUUGAUGCUGCAGUUGAAAGCUUUAAGAAGGCACUGACCUUGGAGCCAAAUGAUGCUGGAAUAAAAAAGGAACUUGCUGCUGCUAGGAAGAUGAUAGCUGAUAGGCGUGAUCAAGAGAAAAAAGCAUAUAGCAAGAUGUUCCAAUAACACUCUGGUGGGUUUAUGUAAACAACUAGAUUGUUGCAGCAUAUGCAUAUGGUAAAAGGUUCAGGCUUGAACUUAUUGUUGUUACUAAAAGUAUUCGAAGUGGGGCUCACAUGAAAUAAGUGGAUAAGGAUUGGUAUUGUUACAUUACAUAUGAAAUUUUUAGCCAACAAUUUUGUCAACCUUUUUUUUUACAGUGAAACUCUGAUCAUUUUCUUGGGCGGUGACAUUGAAAUGCAAUUUAGAUGAUGGACCAGGCAGUACUGUAUGUGAUUUUGAUAUAUUGUUACUUGCUGGGAACUUUUACACUCAAAAAGUAUAAUGUAGCGCAUUUUUUGGUUA
This is a messenger RNA of Glycine soja, 1725 nucleotides long. Its product is annotated as peptidyl-prolyl cis-trans isomerase CYP40-like. Bases 301 to 1386 code for a protein of 361 amino acids. The transcript has 9 exons. NCBI's taxonomy places the organism in Eukaryota, Viridiplantae, Streptophyta, Magnoliopsida, Fabales, Fabaceae. Gene Ontology annotation, biological process: protein peptidyl-prolyl isomerization; protein folding. The record is from RefSeq and is a predicted model, not a curated record. Gene Ontology annotation, molecular function: peptidyl-prolyl cis-trans isomerase activity; protein binding.